Molecule: messenger RNA, 6665 nt
Organism: Danio aesculapii
Lineage: Eukaryota; Metazoa; Chordata; Actinopteri; Cypriniformes; Danionidae
Gene: zeb2b
Product: zinc finger E-box binding homeobox 2b
Exons: 10
Coding region: 178-3828 (1216 amino acids)
Biological process (GO): anatomical structure development; regulation of transcription by RNA polymerase II
Molecular function (GO): RNA polymerase II cis-regulatory region sequence-specific DNA binding; DNA-binding transcription factor activity, RNA polymerase II-specific
Source: RefSeq, a predicted model, not a curated record
GAGGAUCAGUCAGGAAUAACGCGCCUCUGUUUCUCAGGCUUUAUUCUGGACCCAGACACUAUAACACACACAACACACACUCCUGCAGCCGAGAGCACAAGAGGGAGCGGUUCACCCUGCUGCCGUGUUUGCUCGGGUCUGAGUCCAUGCAAACUGCCAUCUGAUCCACGUUUAUCAAUGCGGGAGCUGAUCAUGGCGGAUGGCCCCCGGUGUAAGAGGCGAAAACAAGCCAACCCGCGGAGGAAAAACGUGUUGGACUUUGAGAACGUUGUAGAAACCGGAUCGGAGACGGAAGAAGAAGACAGACUUUUGGUAUCGGAGGAGGACGCUUUGCUUAAUGGGGUGGGGAGUCCGGCCAGCCUUGUCAAUCAUGAGUCAGUGACUCCGCCCUCUCCCACUCUGGGUCACACACUACUGAGGAAGACUGUGGACGAUGAAGAUGACAUGAAGGACAGCGGUAUAGAGAACGUUUGGCAUGAAAACGACUUGCUGAGUGCAUCAGUCGAUGGUACAGAUGAACUGAAGGCUGAUUAUGACACGAUUGGACCCGAUGUCUCUCUGGAGCCCAUUGGGAACGGUACGGUGAAGAGCGUUCACUGUGACACUGAUUUCGAGGAUUUCUUCGGGAAGCGUAAGCUGGUGGACAGUGAAAGUCAUGUGGUCAGCAUCGCCGAAUACCUCCAGAGAGGAGACACAGCCAUUAUUUACCCCGAGGCACCGGAGGAACUCUCCCGAUCCCGGCUCGCCACUCCCGAAGCCACCGGACAAGAGGAAAACGACCUGCCACCUGGAACUCCAGAUGCUUUUGCCCAACUGUUGACCUGCCCCUACUGCGACCGGGGCUACAAGCGCUUGACUUCCCUGAAGGAGCACAUCAAGUACCGGCACGAGAAAAACGAGGAGAACUUCGCCUGCCCUCUGUGCAGCUACACGUUUGCUUACCGCACUCAGCUGGAGAGACAUAUGGCCACACACAAGCCAGGCCGAGAUCAGCACCAGAUUCUCAACCAGGGUUCUGGGAACCGCAAGUUCAAAUGCACUGAAUGUGGCAAGGCCUUCAAAUACAAACACCAUCUAAAGGAGCACCUGCGGAUACACAGUGGUGAGAAGCCAUACGAAUGUCCAAAUUGCAAGAAGAGAUUCUCACACUCCGGGUCCUACAGUUCACACAUUAGUAGUAAGAAAUGCAUUGGAUUGAUUGCAAUCAACGGCAGGGUUAGGAACAACCUGAAGACUGGUUCAUCCCCAACUUCUGCUUCUUCCUCUCCUACGAACAAUGCCAUUUCUCAGCUACGACACAAACUGGAGAACGGAAAACCUCUCGGCCUGCAAGACCAGUCCAACCACCUCAACAUCAAAUCUGAACCACUGGACUUCAAUGACUAUAAGCUGAUGAUGGCCUCUCAUGGCUAUGGUACAGGCAGCCCUUUUCUCAAUGGUGGAGUAAGGGGAGGCAGUCCGUUGGGGAUACACAACUCACAGAGUCCACUUCAGCACCUGGGAAUGGGUAUUGAGGGGCAAAUGUUGGGAUACCCAUCACUGGGAAACAAUCUGAGUGAGGUACAGAAGGUGCUUCAGAUUGUGGAUAACACAGUUUGUCGACAAAAGAUGGACUGCAAGCCUGAGGAGAUCUCCAAGUUGAAGGCGUACAUGAAGGAGUUGGGUUCCCACAUAGAGGAGCAGAAGCAAGGGCUCAAUUCUGGUGGAGCCCAGGGCACUCUUCCACUCAUCAAUCACAAUGGAGCCACCAAGAGCAUCAUAGACUACACACUCGAGAAGGUCAACGAAGCCAAAGCCUGCCUCCAGAGCUUGACUACGGACUCUAAGAGGCAAAUUAGCAAUAUAAAGAAAGAGAAGGCAAAUCACAUGCUAGAUUUAGGAAUGGAGGACAAAGCUCAUGAGAAUAAUUUAAUGUUUACACCAUUCUCCUGCCAGUAUUGCAAAGAGACUUUCCCAGGGCCUAUUCCUUUACACCAGCACGAGCGUUACUUGUGCAAGAUGAACGAGGAAAUCAAAGCAGUGCUUCAACCCACUCAGAACGCCACGACCAACAAACCCGGCUUGUUUUCUGAGAAACAUGGCCUGUUGCAUCCCUCCAUCAUCCCUGAAAAGAGCCUCAAUGGCCCUAUCAGUCCCUACAAGGACCACAUGUCAGUACUAAAAGCUUAUUUCGCCAUGAACAUGGAGCCCAACUCCGAAGAGCUACUGAAAAUCUCCAUCGCGGUAGGCCUUCCCCAGGAGUUUGUGAAAGAGUGGUUUGAGCAGAGGAAAGUCUUUCAGUACACCAAUUCCAGGACUCCUCCUUUAGACAGGAGCCCCAUUGAGUCUAUUCAUCCGGUCUCCGCUCACACACCCACUAAAGACUCUUUAGGAAUUCGUUCUCCGAUGUCCCUUGUCAAAGGUAGCGACCGCAUCACAUCCCCCACCAUCCCCGAACUACAUAACAACUGCGACACCCCGCUCAGGCUGUCUAAAACCCCUCAGUUCUCCAAUCACAAGCAGCUAGGGGAUAAGAUGGACCACUCCCGAAGCAACACGCCCUCUCCUCUGAACUUAUCGUCCGCCUCAUCCAAAAACUCCCACACUAGCUCUUACACGCCCAACAGCUUCACCUCCGAGGACCUGCAGGCCGAGCCUCUUGACCUCUCCUUGCCAAAGCUCAUGAAGGAGCCAAAGCACAUCUUGACUGUGAGAAGCCGACUCAAGCUCAACAGCGCCGCCAUUGACCAUAACCACGUCGCGACACCCCGCGAGCAUGCGGACGAGCCGCUCAACUUGGCGUAUCUCUCCAAGAAGGAGUUUGGCAGCCCCAAUGCAAACAGCAAUCUGGACAAAAGCUCUAGUCCUAUGUUUGGUCUGAACCCUUUCGCUGCCAAACCAAUGUACACCUCCUUGCCACCCCAAAGUGCAUUCCCACCACCUACAUUCAUGCCCCCGGUGCAGGCUAGUCUCCCAGGGCUCAGACCCUACCCCAGUCUUGACCAGAUAAGCUUUUUGCCACACAUGGCCUACACGUACGCGGCAGGGGCAGCCAGCUUCGCCGAGAUGCAGCAGAGGAGAAAAUAUCAGCGGAAACCAGGGUUCCAGAGCGAGCUUCUUGACGGGCCGGCAGAUUAUCUGAGCAGUCUAGAUGAUAUGGCCGACCCCGAGGCCUGUCUGUCCAGGAAGAAGAUUAAGAAAACAGAAAGUGGUAUGUACGCGUGUGACCUUUGCGACAAAACAUUCCAGAAGAGCAGUUCCCUCCUCAGACACAAAUAUGAACACACAGGUAAGCGGCCGCACCAGUGUCAGAUCUGCAAGAAAGCGUUCAAACACAAACACCACCUGAUCGAACACAGCCGCCUGCACUCCGGGGAGAAGCCCUAUCAGUGUGAUAAAUGCGGGAAACGCUUCUCGCACUCGGGCUCGUACUCGCAGCACAUGAACCACAGAUACUCAUACUGCAAGCGGGAGGCGGAGGAGCGCGAGGCGGCGGAACGGGAGGCCCGAGAAAAGGGUCACCUGGAGCCUACGGAGAUGCUGCUGAACCGGGCGUACCUGCAGGGAAUAGGUCCCACCGGAUACCCUGAGCACCCGGAGCGGGAGCCCAUCCUGCGGGACGCCCUGAACGGAAGCAUUCGAGAACGGCUCCAGGAGGUGGAGGGAGCGUUUGUCAAAAUGAGCCGCAGAGAGCACGACUUCGAGGAGGAGGAGGACGAGAGCGAGAACAAAAGCACGGACGGCGACACCAUGAGGGACGAGGAGGAAAACGGAGAGCACUCCAUGGACGAAAGCUCCAAAUCGGAGUCCAAAUCGGACCACGAGGACGCAAUGGAGGACGGGGUGUAGCGCUUGUUCUGUGGGAGGGAUGUUAAAAGUAUUGAUUUCAUUAACAAUCUGUACUAAUACUUUUUAAAUGUCCAUUUCUUGCUAAUGUUUGAGUGUUUUGUGUGCGUUCCUAUGCUGAUGAUGCACUGGACAACAUUUUGAGCAACGUUGCCUGAAUAUUAUGAUACUUUCCUAUUAAGAUUGAGAAACAAGAAUGCAUCUGUAACACUUUGAUCUAAUUUGGUUUGACUUGGUUGUCCAUUUAUGGUAUCAUUUCCCAAAGUUGCCCUUCAACAGUGUGGUCACAUGCUCAACAGAUAUGACUGUGAUUGGCUGUGAUGAUCAUCGCUUUAUCACCUGCAGCAAACACAUGCAGAGUGCGUCUCAAUCAGUACUCUUGUUCACUAGUCAGUGCGCUGAUUGCACUCAAUCGCAAAAAUCUUUCAGUACACUGAAAUGUCCGCAUCCUGAAAAGCACCAUAAAAAUCAGCGUGCAUCAACAUGGACUAUGCACCCUUAAUAUGAAUCACAUGACCCAAAUCAUCAUGUUUUUCUGAAAAGAAUCUGUUAUUUCUUUAUUUUUAACAUCAGCAAACAAAUCUAGUAAACAUUUAUAAUUGUUUAAUGGUUGAAAUGUUGCUGGUUUAUAAAACGAUCAAAUAAUUUGGCUGUGAUGUACUUUUAAAAACAGUACAAUGAAUAUAUGAGAAUGAUUAGUUCUGCUGUUGUUUACAAUCUCCAAUGUUGGUGAUGUGUAAUGAGGACGAUCUCAUGUGUCACAGUGUGUCUUAUUGUAUAGUGAACCAGUGGCCGAAUUCAUGCACAUGACCUACUGAUGAACAACCUAGGGAGCUAGGGUGUUGAUUGAGACGCAGCUACAGAUAUAAGAACACUGGAGCCUUUUAAAGCUGCAUUGAAGCCGCAUCGAUUAGUCGAAUCAUCAGUGAAUUGCUCAAAAUGGUCAAGCGAUGAUCUUUACAGCCAAUCACAGUCAUAUCUGUUGAGCUCCUGAACACAAUGACCAAUCAGCUGUGUUUAAAGGGAUAGUUCACACAAAAAUACACUAUUUACUCACUAUUUACUGACCCCCAAGUUCUUAUAACCUUUGAGUUUUUUUUCUUCUUACGAAAAGUUAGAUAAUUCAGGAGAGCUGAAAGCCUGACUUUUAUUGUAGGAAGAACUAAUAUGGAAGUCAAUGGUUACAGGUAUUUAAUAAUAUUUAAUUUUCAAAUUUUAAUUUUCAGUGGUUAGCACUGUGGCCUCACAGCAAGAAGGUCACUGGUUCGAGUCCCAGCUGGGCCAGUUGGCAUUUCUGUGUGGAGUUUGCAUGUUCUCCCCGUGUUGGCGUGGGUUUCCUCUGGGUGCUCCGGUUUCCCCCACAUUCCAAACACAUGCGCUAUAGGGGAAUUUAAUACAGUAAAUUGGCCGUAGUGUGUGAGUAGCUGCUGGAAGGGUGCAAAACAUAUGCUGAAAUAGUUGGCGGUUCAUUCCGCUGUGGUGACCACUGAUGAAUAAAGGGACUAAGCUAAAUGAAGAGUCAGUAGACAUUUUGAGGUGAACUAUCCCUUUAGGAACGCGCUCAACAAUGCUCAAAUAUUAUUGGGUAAUGGAUGUUUUGAAUAUAUCAAUACCGAUUGGUACAGAAGUCAAUAACCUUGACCACUCUAUUCUGCGGGACAUUCUGCAUUAUGCAAAAAUGAUGAAGGUGAAGAAAAAAAAAAAACUAAAUGAAGUUUAAAAAAAUAAAUUGUACAGUAUUAAGGCCUAAAAUAUGUGUGGUGCUACCAUCCUUAAAAAAAUCAUGUGUUCCAUAGUAUUUAUAGCACAAACUAGUAACUUGUACAAAAAAAGAAAAAAGAAAUUGCACUCUGCUUCUAUAAUCACUACGAGAGUACUGAAAUUAUUUGCUGAUGUAUAUUUAUACAGUGUUUAAAACCGCGGAUCAGUAUUUAAAGUGUUCGCCACACACUCUUUUAGGCCUCGUCACCUAAUCCACGUGAAGGAUCGUAACAGUAUUGCGUUUGUUUCAAGAGACUGUUUGGAGAGAGGACGAAGGUUGUUGCCUUAUAUGCAAAGCCGUAAUCAGUGCGUUUCUAAAGUGCCAACCGUCUUCAGCAUCGGAGGAGUUCUUCUCUUUCUCUCUCUUUCUCUCGGCCAAUCAGACGCUCUGCACGUUUGUUCUCUCCGUCCGCACAGCAGCAGCUCUUUAGUUUACGACGACCUUUUGUGCAAUUCCGUUCUCAGUAUUACCACACCAAACCGCAGAAUCGCAUCCUUUUUGUUUUUGUAGGUUUUAAAAUGACGUCUUAUUUAUGUGGCCCAUUUUUGUAUCUCCUGAUUUUAUUUAUUUCAUACUGUACAGUACAGUAUUAUAGUUCUUCAAUAAAAUAGAUCUAUUUUAGUAAAAACGGAACCUGAAGUUGAUGAGAGCAUUAUUGUGUUUUGAGGCAUUAAUUGUGAAAAAUGCUAAUUUUGUUUUGUUUUUUUGUGUUUUUAUUCUGUUCAUUUUUUUUUUCCAGUGACUGAAAAUUCCAAAAAAAAUAACUAAAAUCUAAAUAUUGGGGAACUUUUGAUACGAUAUUGUGAGAACACUGUAUUUUCAGCUAAAAACAGAGAACAGAUCCACUCUCAUGUGUGUUUUUUUUAUUUUAUUUUACUGUUAUUUCCUGAAGUGGAAGAAGGGACAGUUGAAAUCCAAUGUAUGAUAUCAUGACUGAAAACACACACACACACACACACACACACCAAUCUUUCCUGAAAUGUCUUUGUAAGAGUAUUAUGGACUUUUUAAUUUGUAAUUUCUCUUGGAAAUGACCAUGCUCAAAUAAAAGUAGCCAAAUUAAAGAUGUUUUCAAGAA